This is a messenger RNA of Hymenoscyphus albidus, 749 nucleotides long. The record is from the annotation of a GenBank genome assembly. Lineage: Eukaryota; Fungi; Ascomycota; Leotiomycetes; Helotiales; Helotiaceae.
CCUCAGUUCAUCGUGCAUUCUUGUCUACAGUUUUUGCAUUGAUACAUCAGCUGGUCUGAAUUGUAAUUCACUCACUUACUUCAUCGUCUGAUUUUCAACAUGCGCUUUUCAACCACCCUCAUCAUCGCCUCCGUGGCUGCCCUCGCCGCUGCUGCUCCAACUUUGGAGGGUAAUUCGAGUUUGAACCGGAGAUCUGUGGAGGUUGGAGAGAAUGUCGCGAGGGCUGUGACAGAUGUGGAGUUGCAGGAGUAGGUCUUCAUACAAAGGGAACUGUAAUUUGGAUCUGGGCUAACAGUCUUUGAAGGAAGAAACGUGAUCUUAAUCUAGUCAAAGUUCCAGAGGCUAUUCCCCGUGACCUUGAUGCACAAAUUGUAGAGCGUCAGGCAAAGAAGAAGAACAAGAAGAAGAAGAAGGCAGCGGCCGCUAAGCGUGACCAACUUGAGGAACGGGACGAAUUUGAAGCCCGUGAUGUUGAGAUCUCGGAGCGACAGGCAAAGAAGAAAAACAAGAAGAAGAAGAAGGCUGCUGCCGCCAAACGCGACGAGCUCGUGGAAAGGGACGAACUUGAAGCCCGUGAUGUUGAGAUCUCGGAGCGACAGGCAAAGAAGAAAAACAAGAAGAAGAAGAAGGCUGCUGCCGCCAAACGCGACGAGCUCGUGGAAAGGGACGAACUUGAAGCCCGUGAUGUUGAGAUCUCGGAGCGACAGGCAAAGAAGAAAAACAAGAAGAAGAAGAAGGCUGCUGCAUAG